AUGCCAGGCCACCUGUGCACCGAGAGCUCGCCCAUGGUUAGCAGUGGGGAUGCCAGAGGCCACAUGGUUGAAGACAAACAAGCUUUAGAGUCUCAAAUAGAAGCAUUAAAGGCAAAUUUAGAGAACGAGAAAAAGAAGGUGGAAAGGUUUAGGAAGGAAGCAGAACGACUAAGCAAAAACUGGGAAAAGAAAUUCUUUAUUCUCAGGAACAGCUUUCAUGUCCUUAAGAAUGAGAUGUUUACAAGGCACACACUGUUUCGUCAGUUUGCAGUGCUUGCUGACACAUCCUUCAAUUAUACUAAAGUAAAACCCUUAUUAGUGCAAUCUAGAACAACCGUAACAGGUACUUCCUCUUCAAGUCAUUGUACAUCUUCAGUAGACAGUAAGCAUGUGGAUGUAGUCAGUGAUCAGGCAUCUCUUCAACUUUCACCAAAAGGGAAGUUGUCGGAAUCCCCAAAAGAAGAGUCCUUGGAGGAAGCACCCAUGCGCCAGAGCAGCCCCGCGGAGACUGUUGAUUAACUGAGCAGAAGCCUGGGCUGCACAGACAGGGCCACAGAAAGAGUGGCCUCACCAUCCUGGUGUAAGGUGCCUCCCUCUCAAAGGAUACUAUCUCCAAGGAUUUUCUAAACUAAUUGUUUAAUCUUUCCAGAUUAUGUACAUUAACCAGCACUGUGCUGGAAUAAACCUCAAUGCGUGCCUUAUGCGCCCUCCUUUCCACGCCUUUAAGGAAAGCGCUGACUGGUGCUGGGUGAGCAGGGCGCACCGACCCUGCGGGGCGACCACAUCCAUUCAGGUGCUCCCGGGACUCAGAAGAGCCCAGGCGUCUAAGAGUGGGAAGGAACGGACUUUAAUUAAAAAGUUUGACUCCCUCUCUAA
This is a messenger RNA of Mandrillus leucophaeus (drill), 876 nucleotides long. RefSeq lists its product as uncharacterized. The transcript has 7 exons. The record is from RefSeq and is a predicted model, not a curated record. Lineage: Eukaryota; Metazoa; Chordata; Mammalia; Primates; Cercopithecidae. Bases 1 to 519 code for a protein of 172 amino acids.